CUGUCAAAACCACAUUACCCAUAAAGCCCAGGUGCAUAUGUUGCCUAUUUUUCCGGAUGUAGCAUCACAUGAAUUGACUGUCAACAUGCAAGAUGGCCACGCAUCACAGGCAAAAUGCUGCUGGGCGGAGAAAAGUACAGGUGUCCUAUGUCAUUAGAGAUGAGGUGGAGAAGUACAAUCGAAACGGGGUGAAUGCACUCCAGUUAGACCCUGCGCUGAACCGGCUCUUCACUGCUGGACGAGACUCGAUCAUCCGGAUAUGGAGCGUCUACCAGCACAAACAGGACCCAUACAUUGCCUCGAUGGAGCAUCACACAGACUGGGUUAAUGACAUAGUUCUCUGUUGCAAUGGAAAAACAUUGAUCUCUGCCUCAUCAGACACGACAGUCAAAGUAUGGAAUGCGCACAAAGGAUUUUGUAUGUCGACGUUACGAACACACAAGGACUACGUGAAAGCUCUGGCCUAUGCAAAGGACAAGGAGCUUGUGGCAUCCGCAGGUCUGGACCGGCAGAUCUUUCUUUGGGAUGUGAACACACUAACGGCACUCACUGCUUCCAACAACACUGUCACCACUUCGUCUCUGAGUGGGAACAAGGACUCUAUCUACAGUCUGGCUAUGAACCAGAUGGGCACAGUCAUCGUAUCUGGAUCCACAGAAAAGGUUCUGCGAGUGUGGGAUCCUCGGACAUGUGCAAAACUGAUGAAGCUAAAGGGUCACACAGACAAUGUCAAGUCAUUGCUGCUGAAUCGAGAUGGCACUCAGUGUCUGUCAGGCAGUUCAGACGGGACCAUCCGCCUGUGGUCACUCGGCCAGCAGAGGUGUAUUGCCACCUACCGGGUGCACGAUGAAGGGGUUUGGGCCCUGCAGGUCAAUGAGGCCUUCACACACGUCUAUUCUGGAGGGAGAGACAAGAAGAUCUACUGCACUGACCUGCGUAACCCAGACAUCCGUGUUCUCAUCUGUGAGGAGAAGGCUCCGGUGCUCAAAAUGGAACUGGACAGAUCUGCUGACCCACCUCCAGCAAUCUGGGUCUCCACCACCAAGUCAUCCGUUAAUAAAUGGUCUCUAAAGGGAAUGCACAACUUCAGAUCAUCAGGGGAGUAUGACAAUGACUGCACGACCCCUCUGACACCACUGUGCACUCAGCCAGAGCAAGUCAUCAAGGGAGGAGCCAGUAUCAUCCAGUGCCACAUUCUGAAUGACAAAAGACACAUACUCACCAAAGACACCAACAACAAUGUGGCUUUUUGGGACGUCUUGAAGGCUUGCAAGGGUGAAGACUUGGGGAAAGUGGAGUUUGACGAAGAGAUUAAAAAGCGCUUCAAGAUGGUUUAUGUGCCAAACUGGUUCUCUGUAGAUCUGAAAACUGGGAUGCUCACCAUCACAUUGGAUGAGAGUGACUGCUUUGCUGCCUGGGUGUCUGCAAAGGAUGCUGGGUUUUCAAGCUCUGAUGGGUCCGACCCAAAGUUAAACCUGGGUGGACUGCUGCUCCAGGCUCUGCUGGAGUUCUGGCCCAGAACUCGCAUCAACCCCAUGGACGAGGAAGAGAACGAGGUGAACCAUGUGAACGGAGAGCAGGAGAACAGGGUCCAGAAGGGAAAUGGAUAUUUCCAAGUGCCACCACACACGCCAGUCAUCUUUGGGGAAGCAGGAGGCAGAACUCUAUUUAGGUUGCUAUGUAGAGAUUCAGGUGGAGAGACUGAGUCCAUGCUGCUGAAUGAGACAGUCCCACAGUGGGUUAUUGAUAUAACUGUAGAUAAAAAUAUGCCCAAGUUCAACAAAAUCCCAUUCUACCUCCAGCCCCAUUCUUCUUCCGGUGCAAAAACUCUCAAGAAGGACCGCCUCUCGGCCAGUGACAUGCUCCAGGUGAGGAAGGUGAUGGAGCACGUCUACGAGAAGAUCAUCAACCUAGACAACGAGUCUCAGACCACCAGCUCGUCAGCCAACGAUAAGCCUGGGGAGCAGGAGAAGGAGGAGGACAUGGCGAUGCUGGCUGAGGAGAAGAUCGAACUAAUGUGUCAAGACCAGGUUCUAGAUCCCAACAUGGACCUGCGAACAGUUAAACAUUUUAUCUGGAAGAGCGGAGGGGACUUGACGCUUCACUAUAGGCAGAAGUCCACGUGAAAGUCACAAUUUUUAAAACGGGACCUUUCGUCAUUUGCCAAUCACCACCCACCUCUGACAUGUAGUACCCGAAAACCCCAUUGUGAGGUCCAGAGUUGCAGCAUCAAUGAGAAUCCAGUAAAAUUUGUGAGGACGUGACUCACAGUGUAUCAUAGGGAACUGACCAGAACAGGCCGGAGCAGCCAAGAGACACCUGGGAAAAGAGUGGUCCGUAGUGUUUCUUUUCUCUUUCUUUUUUCUUUCUUACAGUUUGACAAGAAUCAAGAGAAUGGACUGUUUUCUCCAGCGCUCACCAAUAUCUUCGUUUUUUUUUUUUCUUCUUUUCUUUGACUGCUAUGUUUAUUCUUUCCUUCAGAUUGGCAUCUUUAUUUUGAAGCGACUGAAGUUACAGUACAUGUUUGUGUCCAAGAGUGUGUGUGUGUGCACAUGGAUGUAGUAGACUGUUUGUUUGUUCUAGUACAUUCCAGAAACUGUCCUUGUUCUACAAACACUCCACACCUGUCUCAGCUGUAUCACCAGUUUAGGAGUACACUUGGUCUCUGGGUAGCGUCACAGUCCUCCUCUGUUCUGUCGUCAUCUUAACUUGAACUUAACCUCGGCUUAGACAUCUAAUUACUGCAGAGCUUGAACCUCAUUGACAGAAGCACUUGUCUUUGUCAUUUCUGUUUAGCUGUGCUGUUCUCAAUGGACUGAAUGUUCAUUUGUUUUUGUAAAUACAUGUACAACAUUUUUUGAUUUAAGUGACUUUUGGUUUUGCAGCAGUUUUAUUGUGUUGUUGUACAGCUUACUGAAAACAAACUGUUAUAUUUUCCAAAUCCCUAGAGCACACAUUCAUGAUCAUGAAGGUAAUUUGACUUGGAUGUUAAAAAUUGCAUCUGUUGUAUUCACUACAAGCCAGAAUCUGCAGUUUAAGAAUGUUAGUAGUCGUCCAAGUCAUCUUAGCAAUCGGGAAAUUAUAUAUUAUAAGGUAUGUAUCUUUAACAAUAACUUGUGCUUACUCGCUCUGUGCUUGGGUCAUGAGCAGUGACUUUGAUGACAGUGAGGGCUGUUCCAAAUGUAUAUUUCAUUUUAGAUUCUAUAGGAGUUCAAUGAAACAUGAAUAUAACUUGAAGGGGAAUCUCAUCCAAGAGAACAUAUAAAUAUUCAACCACUGUGGGAAAUUCACCAAAGUGAAAUAAAUGGUAAUACCCAUUUCUCUCUUGGUGUCACCAAGCAGAACAACAGAUCCUCUCAUUGUAAAUUUUCUGCCGUUACUUUUUGCCAUGAUGUGUGUUUAACGCCAUAGUGAGGAUGCAUCGAGUGAGCUCUAAUUGGCCAAAAAACACAAUGGGUACCAAAAUUGGGCCAUAACACUGCAAUAUCCCUUGUUGUAAUAAUUUGUGAAAUAUGUAUAUUUUAGGCAUUGGAAGAAAUAAAUUGGAAUGGUUUAACAAUUACA
Molecule: messenger RNA, 3564 nt
Organism: Acanthopagrus latus (yellowfin seabream)
Lineage: Eukaryota; Metazoa; Chordata; Actinopteri; Spariformes; Sparidae
Gene: wdr48b
Product: WD repeat domain 48b
Exons: 18
Coding region: 93-2126 (677 amino acids)
Biological process (GO): double-strand break repair via homologous recombination; protein deubiquitination
Molecular function (GO): ubiquitin binding
Source: RefSeq, a predicted model, not a curated record